ACCCCACCUAGCGGGGCGGAAGCGGAAGGUUAAAGACUCCGGCGGCGUCUGUCCUAGCGGGCGGACCCAAGGGAGGGCGGCAGCGUGGGACGGCCCAGAGGAACUACAGGGACAAUUGUACCUGGAGCCACCACUGGGAUUUCUGACGGGGCCUGGCACCAGGAGGCCACUUGGGACCUCCCGAGGCGGGGGGAGGGAGGGGGUCUGGGAGGGUUUGCCCAGGGACCGUCCCUCCGCUAGCCACACCCAGCACCCAAGACGUCAUCGGUGUCAUCCUUUCCGCCUACACCCGGCAGCCAUCUUGACUUUGUCUUGGUCCCCGGCGUUAGACGGGAGUCGGUGGCUGGCUUCUGCCGGACUCUUUGCCAGUCUCCCAGCCACUCUCGUCAAGGCGUGAGCCCUUCCGGGGGCAUUACCGAAGGCGAGAGUGCUGGGGCCCUGCGCCCCUCACGGUUCCGCUUCCUUUUUCUUGGAGUUCGCCGGCCCGAGUCUCCCGAAGCGUUGGGGGGAUGGCUUCCAUGAGAGCGCCGCUGACGCCUUGGGGUAGUUACUGCAGCACUGGCGAGCUGAUCCGGGACCGGGACGGACGUCUCCCUGCACGUCACACCGACGCUGCGGCGGCCAUCUUCUUCUGUUCAUUUUUCAGAGGCGGCGGCCGAGGUCUGUCCUGUGGCGGGCUCAGUGUCUGAGGCCGGAGGUGAGGCCAGGAGUUCGAGUGUGCAGCCCCGGGGCCCUCCCGCAGCCCUGCUCCGCUUCCCCGGGAUGACAGACCGCGCGCCUCCCCACAAGCUUUACAACCAGGCUCACGGACCCUUGCGCCAACCGAGGCAGCGCUUGCCGAUGGAGACAGGACCUGAACUCGAGCCCCUGCUCUCUCUGUUGCUUCUCCCAGCGCUCUGGCUCAGUUUUCCCAUCUGCCUGAUGGCUUAUGGGAGAUCCGAGCUCUGCUGGGGUCUGGCCGGUGACCAGGCCAUAAGGGGAACUCCAGCCUGCAGGACAAGGCAGCCACACCGGGCGCAAUUUCUACCCCUAAGCCAAGGGGGCUCUGAGGCCUAGUCUAGGACUACGGUUCCCAGGAUGCUAUUUGGCGAUCAGCCGCUGUUGCCAUGGAGCCCAAGGGAAGACAGAAAGAAAGCAUCCGCCUAGUGCGUCACGUCCGCUUUCGACUUCGCAUCUCCUCUCAGACGCCCGGGGCCGCCUCGGUUCGGCUCCGUAUUCAGCCGCCACCACUUGGCCCGAGGCGUGCCUCCCAAACCAGGUCGCGCCUCGUGACGACGACGCUCUUCCCCUCGAAGACACUUCAGAGACAGGAUGGCCCCAGUGCUCCCGAUGGCUCGGGCCUCCCAGGGCUCGGUGACCUUCAAGGACGUGUCCGUGGACUUCACGCGGGAUGAGUGGAGGCGCCUGGACUCCUCCCAGAGGGAGCUGUACCGGGAGGUGAUGCUGGAGAACUACUGGAACCUGGCCUGCCUGGGACUCGCAGUUUCCAAGCCCGAGGUGAUUGACCGGCUGGAGCGAGGGGAGGCGCCGUGGAUACCCGAGGCCAACGGCGGAGGGCACAGACGCCGCCAUGGUUCGAAAAAAAAUACGGUUGAAAGCAAGGAAUCGAGUCAAAAACCAGAACAGUCGUCCCGGGAGAGACUCCCAAGAGAUGGUCUUUCUGGUUCCAGUUCGGAAGAGGCUUGGAAAUAUGAGUCCUGGAUAAAGAAACAGCAGAAAAAUCAUGAGGAACAUCCUCAGCAAGUAAAAGCUACUCAAAAGAAACCUUCCCAAAAUGUCAGUGGUCAUAAAGAUAAUGAAAGUGAUAGAAGCAUAGAUGUGCAACCAGUCAUAUUGUCCCAAGAGAAAAUAUCAGUUGAAAAGGAUUUCUGUAAAUGUGAUACACACAGAGAGAAUUUUAGGCUGUAUACACACUUGUUAAAAUGCAACAAAAUGUACCCCAAAAAGAUAUUUUCUAUGUGUACCGAAUGUGGGAAAUCCUUCAGGUAUAAUUUGGCCCCUAUUGAAAAUCAGAGAAUCUGUUCCAAAGCGAAAGAGUAUAAAUGUAAUGAAUGUGAGAAGGCCUUCUCUUGGAGAUCACAACUUAUUAAACAUCAAGCAAUUCAUACUGGAGAGAAACCUUACGUAUGUCCGGAAUGUGGAAAGGCUUUCCGGCAGAGCUCCCACCUUACUCAACAUAAGACAAUUCACACUGGAGAGAAGCCUUAUGAAUGUGAUGGCUGUGGGAAGACCUUCCGCCAGAGGAAGGGACUUACUGAACAUCAGAAGAUCCACACUGGAGAGAAACCCUAUGAAUGUAACGAAUGCGGGAAGACCUUCCGCCAGAGGAAGGGACUUACUGAACACCAGAAGAUCCACACUGGAGAGAAACCCUAUGUCUGCAAUGAGUGUGGGAAGGCCUUCAGUCAGAGGACAGAUUUUAUUCGUCACCAGAGGAUUCAUACCGGCGAGAAGCCCUACAAAUGCAACGAAUGUGGGAGGGCCUUCUCUCAGAGGAAGGGGCUUACCGAACAUAACAAAAUUCACACCGGAUUGAGACCCUAUGACUGUAAAGAGUGUGGAAGAGCCUUUGGUCAGAAGACGGAUCUUAUUCGACAUCAGAGAAUCCACACUGGAGAGAAGCCUUACAAAUGCAAUGAAUGUGGAAAAGCCUUCUCCCAGAGGACUGGGCUUAUUGAUCAUCAGAACAUUCACACCGGAGAGAAGGUGUACAAGUGUGACGAUUGUGGGAAGUCUUUCCGCCAGAACAGAGGACUCUCUGAACAUCGGAAAAUUCAUAGUGGAAAGAAAGCGUACGAACAGAAUUAAUGUCGGAAAUCAAUGUUUACUCAGCGUUGGAAAAUUCACACUGGAGAGAUCGCUUAUGAAUGCAGAGGAUUUAUUCAAAACCAGAGAAAAGCCAUAGAGAUGCCAUCAUGUGGGGUGGCUUUCUUCUGGUCAAAAUCGGAGACAUCUGGUCAACAUCUUCCCUUCCAGCCAAGCUGGAUUCUUUAUCGUCCCCCUAGCUAACAUUCUGUCUCCCAUUUCCAUAGAUUUGUGCACCCUCUAAUGAUUUCCCUCCUUGCUGCCCCUCUUAGUAUCCCUACCUGCCUUUGGCUUGGUUCAAGUGUCAUCUUAUGCCAGAACCAUUUCCUGAUUUCCCCAGUUAUUAGUCCCUGCCCUCCCCAAGAAAUUUAUUGUGUACUUUGUCCAUAUUUUAGACUUAUUUAGCACAUAGUGUUGUUUUCCAGUAGCAGGAAGCUCUUGCAAGGCAGGAAUCAUCUAAAUCCUCAGGGCCUAGCAAGUUGCUUGGAAGAUAGAAAGUGAUAAAUGUUGGAUUGAAUAUUUGGGAGAAGGCUUUCCUCGAGGAAGAAACAGGAUCACAAUGAGUUCUUUGGGACCUCGGCAAUCAAGACAUCAACAAGUGGUCAUCCCGUUUUCACUUAACCUAUAAGAAGUUGGGGACCUGGCCCCUGUCGUGACAGUUCAUUCCACUUUUUAGCAAGUUUUUUCUGACAUCAACUUUCCUUCUCUGACUCCUGGUUCUAUCUCUGAGGUCAAACAGAAAUCAAAUCUUUCCUCCACAUGAUAGUUCUUCAAGUACAUGAAGACCCCUCUCAUACCUCCCUCUUCCCUCUCAGUCUUCUCUUCUCCAAACCAAAUACCCACUCCCUUCAGCUAAUCUUCCUAGGACAUAGACUCUAGCCUUUUAUCAUCCAGUUUGUCCUCCUCUGGAGGAUGAAUGGUCUAUUCUAGUCCAGAAUUUCCCCAGGAAUCAAAGUCAAGUCCUCUGGCCUAUAGUUUGUGGAUUCUGUUUUCUUCCCUCAUUUGCCUAUCAGGACAUCUAAACCCGCUACUCCAGAUGUGCGCCGAUUAAGGCAGAGCACAGUGGAGCGGGCAUUUCUCCCAUUCUGGGAAGCUAGGUCUCUGAAAGAGGCCACCGAUUCCUGAGUUUGUAGUUCCCUGAAGUUCCCGAUAGUUUUUCCUAACUGUUCUCUUGCUGUGACUCCCCAACUUGUACUUGUGAAGUUACUUUUUUAGUAUCCAAGUGAAAGAUUUUAUAGUGAUCUCUAUUGAAUUUGAUCUUAGUAGAUUGUCUAGUGCUCUAGCCUGCCAGGAUCUUUUGGAAUCUUGACUCUCUUGUCCACUGUAUCAUACUAAUUAUCCCUCCCAACUUGGGAUCAUUAACAAACCAUCUUUGCCUACAUUCACAUCAUUGAUCAACAUGUUAAAUAGCACAGGGCCAAGCAUGGAUCCUUAUGGCACUCCAUCCGAGACCUCCUCUCAUGCUAACACCGCCACCAACCACUCAAGUCCAUCCGACCAGCUCUUAUCCCGUGUGAUUGUAUUACUGUGUGAUGAAUAUCUCUCUGUAAGCUUCAUAAGAAUUUACUGGAAUCUUUUAUCAAAAGUCUUGCUGAAAUCUAAUUGAACUCUAUCCACAGCAUCCUCCUGCUCUGCUAGUUCAUUCGUCUCCAUCCCCUGUCAGAAAUGGGAAUCGUCUGGUACGAUGUAUUCUUGAUGGAGCUCUUGGUGAUCACUUUUCACUUUCUAGAUGUUUGUCAUUUAAUGGGUGUUCUAUCCAAGAAUUUCCCCAGGGACUGAAGUCAGGCUCUCUGCUCUAUCAUUUGUGGAUUCUUGGGCUCCCUUCUGCUGCUUUCUGUUUUCCGUGAGUGCAGACCAGUGGCCGGCCCAUCUGUGGAACAAAUGUCUCCAGAGCGAACAUCUCUGGGAAGACCUUGAGAAUUCUGGAAUUCAGCUUUCUGCUGGCUGCUCUGAAGGAAGUAGUUGCCCCCAAUUGCACCAUUUAUCCCAUAAAAUGGACACCCAAACUCCCAGUCCCUAGGAGAAUACUGCAGCUGAAGUGACGAGGACGCCCUGCCUGGCUGGCCAAGAGACUCAGAAUAAUUCGGAGAUGAAAUGGAAAUAGCUGUUUCACUCGUCUAAGAAAGUUGUGUCUUUUCAGUGAAGUGUAAGUGUUGUUCCUUUGUGAAUGCUUGCCUUUUAAUCUGUUAUCUGGAGCAGUUUCUGUGGUAGAGGAAAUAAAAAGCUGUCCUGUACAGCA
Antechinus flavipes (yellow-footed antechinus) is the source of this 5044-nucleotide messenger RNA. Its product is annotated as zinc finger protein 501-like. The transcript is spliced from 5 exons. Lineage: Eukaryota; Metazoa; Chordata; Mammalia; Dasyuromorphia; Dasyuridae. The record is from RefSeq and is a predicted model, not a curated record. Gene Ontology annotation, molecular function: DNA-binding transcription repressor activity, RNA polymerase II-specific. Gene Ontology annotation, biological process: negative regulation of transcription by RNA polymerase II. The coding region runs from base 1312 to 2808 and encodes 498 amino acids.